Molecule: messenger RNA, 738 nt
Organism: Anopheles coustani
Lineage: Eukaryota; Metazoa; Arthropoda; Insecta; Diptera; Culicidae
Product: vacuolar protein-sorting-associated protein 36-like
Exons: 1
Coding region: 1-738 (245 amino acids)
Source: RefSeq, a predicted model, not a curated record
AUGUACAACCAGCAAGGAUACAACGGUGGUUCAGUGUACGGUGCGAGUUACGGCAUGGAUUACCAGCAGUAUUACUAUCAGCAACAGCAACAGCAACAACAACAAGUUCCCCAGCAUCAACAAAGGAUUGCCGGUGUUAUGGGAUACUAUUCACCGGACGCGGCCGCCAUGUUCUACAAUCCGUACGUGUACGGCGCUCAACAGCAGAUGGCACAGCCGCAACAGCCCGUGGACUACCAGCUAACCCCAGCUCUGUAUCUGCUCAACCAGCAGGCCGAACUGCUGCAACGGUCACUCCAUCGAACCACUCCGCCGCAGUCGCGCCCGGCAAAGCGGAACACAUCCAAAGCGAAGGACCAAGGACCUUCCACCAAGGCACUUCCCAGGAAAACCCGAGGUCCCUACAAGCGACGUGCCAACAAGUCUCUCUCGCCGUCGACGUCACCGGCGCCCGAGCAGCCGGACACGUCUUCGGAUCGCCUUUCCACCUCGGACGUCUCCGGAAGCAACAACCGAUCGUCGUCAUCGAUACAGUCGUUGGACCAGCAACAGCAAUCGGCGGAGCGGAAGCGGAAAAGCGAUUCCUUCCUCGAGCUCGAGCAGCAGACGAAAAGGCAGUUCAUCGAUCAAACACCCUCCCCGAUCGGCGCCAACAGUGGUUUGCUGCGGGAACGAAGACAGUCCAUCUUCUGCAGCGUGGCACUGAUGGCCGAAAGCUCCUGCACCAAACAGCGAUAG